This is a messenger RNA of Rotaria sp. Silwood1, 582 nucleotides long. Lineage: Eukaryota; Metazoa; Rotifera; Eurotatoria; Philodinida; Philodinidae. The record is from the annotation of a GenBank genome assembly.
AUGGGACCAAAAAAAGAAACAAAAGAGGCUUCGGCUUCAGCAAAAAAGAAAGAUACUCCAACUGCUACAGCAACAGCUAGUGCCAAAAAACCUACAAAACCAACAGGUAGUGCAACAACAACUACUACGAAAGUAGUUACUAAAGAACGUAAAGAAAAGGUUAAAACAACGGCACUUAAAGCUAAACAACGAGUUGUUCGUGGAAAUCAAUUAACACGUAAGCGUAAAAUAUAUACGAAACCAAGAUUUCGUCGUCCAUUUACACUUCGUUUACAACGUCAACCAAAAUAUCCACGACGAUCGGUACCAAAACGAAAUCGUCUUGAUCAUUUUGCUAUUGUUAAAUAUCCGUUAACAACAGAAUCGGCUAUGAAAAAAAUUGAAGAUAAUAAUACAUUAGUAUUCAUUGUCAAUAUUCGUGCCAAUAAACCAUUAAUUAAACAAGCCGUCAAAAAAAUGUAUGAUGUUGAAGCUGAAAAAGUCAAUACAUUAAUUCGACCUGAUGGAGAAAAGAAAGCUUAUGUUAGACUUAAAGCUGAUCAUGACGCACUUGAUGUUGCUAAUCGAAUUGGUAUUAUAUAA